AUGCCUAGCUGUUAUGCCAUCAGAAAGAGGCGCGAGGACUGGGAUACUGCCAGGUUGCUCAGGCCUAGACAGGAGCAGUGGAAAUGCAGUAGUUGGGUUCGAACCGCAGAUAUUCCGGUCAAUGCCAUGCUAUCCGAAGGGAGCACGAGGGCUGAGAUACUGUCAGGUUGCCCAGGCCUAGACGGGAGUUGUCGAAAUGCAGAGGUUGAGUCCAAACCAUGGAUCUUUCGUUUGACUGGUCCCACAGCGGUUAGAAAGGUUUUUCAUAAACAAGAGGAUGCCUUGAGUUUCGCAAGACACUUCGGUCCUGAAAUGAUGGUUUUCAGUUACGAAAGUCAUUCUCUGGGUCAUGGAGGGCAACGAUUUUUUCUCACCUCAGGAAUUCAGUCAUUCUUUCACUAUUAUAGGCAAAUGACUCCCUCAGCGCGGUUGCAUUAUGAAGUCAUUCCCACAUUUCGGCCAGCGAAGUUGUAUUUAGAUCUCGAAUUCUCGCGUCAAAGCAACCCCGGGAAGGAUGGUCCUGGCGCUACGAAGAUUUUCAUAAAGGCUCUGUGCUCGGUGCUCAAAUAUUUCUACAAGUCGGAGUUCGAUCCUGAACAAGUUAUUCUACUCGAUGCAAGUACGGAGAAAAAGUUCAGUCAGCAUGCUGUUUUCAACUCUCCUGAAGCAGUCUUUGAGAACAAUUUAGAGCAAGGUCAACUUAUUCAGUUGCUGUGUUCGGCUUUGUGGCUUCUGAGCUCCUCUGGAUCAUCUGCCUACGAGGCCAUCUUGAGGCGGCAGUGUAGUAAAUGUACUUCCACUGUGAACCGUUUAGCGAAUUCAAUACUCCCAGACGCUGGAAUUGAUCCCACGGAUGCGAGGCAAUGUCUCGUCCACCCACCAGUUCUCCCAACCAGUGACGACGCACCUCCGUUGGUCAGUAUUUGUGAUACAGGUGUGUAUACUCGUAACCGAAAUUUUCGUCUUGCGGGUUCUCGUAAGUUGACUGGAACAAGUGCUUUGUGGCCCGUGGAUGCGAGUGAAACGUGUGCCUUUGACCUUGUUUGGACAAGUUGGAAGCAAUGGGCGCACACUCUAGUCACAUACGUUUGCUAUCCAACAAAAGCACAACUGCUGAGACGACCAGUUGCUGAUUGUUCCUGUGUGUCUUCUGUAAAUAUCGCUCACGCAUCAUUUCGUAAGUACAACUGUGAGGUGGAGGGGACGGCGAUUUCUUCAUGUGAGCCAAUCCACCUAUCAGAUGACUUGCGUCAAUUCAUUUUAACAGUUUUAAGUGAUUGGUGUCAGAAGGAUUUGAGUUAUGCAGCACGGGAUCGUGUUUUGUCAACUCGAUGGAAGAUUCAUGGUUUUGACGAUCAACAUUUCACUGUUACAACUGAUGAGCUCCGAUUCUGCGAACGCGUCGGUCGAGCUCAUCGCAGCAACCAUGUGAUAAUUGUGUUCGAUUUACUGCAGGGUUUCUACUAUCAAAAGUGUCUUGAUCCAGACUGCCGGGCGCUUGACUUCCGGUCACAGACUUGGCCUAUACCUAACGUUCUUUGCAGUAAACCUCAGCAGGGCAAUAACAUCGCACAGCCAAACGAUGACCCUCUUUCGUUCAGCGAACCGAGCGUGACGGAGGGACGAUCAAUAUUGUGUGGUGUGAUGGACACGAUGGACGUAUCAUUUUCAGAGGAUUUUUAGCAAACUUAUUUUUCAUACCUGAAUUUAUUUCCGCA
Molecule: messenger RNA, 1718 nt
Organism: Opisthorchis viverrini
Lineage: Eukaryota; Metazoa; Platyhelminthes; Trematoda; Opisthorchiida; Opisthorchiidae
Exons: 12
Coding region: 1-1683 (560 amino acids)
Biological process (GO): replication fork processing; response to UV; error-prone translesion synthesis
Cellular component (GO): nucleus; mitochondrial matrix
Molecular function (GO): DNA-directed DNA polymerase activity; chromatin binding
Source: RefSeq, a predicted model, not a curated record